GAAAUUUGUGUUAACAUGAAAAGCUCCGAAGAACUUUAUAUACACGUCGCAUUUACAAAUCUCUCAUGCUCUAGUGAUCACGUAACCGGUGAUUUUCCUCCAAUCAGAGACGGCCAACAUGCAAGACACAAAUACGUCACGUGCGUACCCACGUCAAUAGGUUUGAAGAUUUCAAGCUUAGUAGUCGUAUAUUUGCAGUUUGAUCAUUACACCGGUUUGUCUUUAAUUUUGUUAGUACGUUGGUACAAUACUUUCAAGAUGAAGCACUUAUUUAUUGCGUUGUCGGCCUUAUGUGUUGCUAUCGUUAGCGCUGCUGAUGAUGUCCUCGUUUUAACCGACAGCAACUUCGAUGCUGAAAUUGUCAAACAUUCAAUUAUUCUUAUGGAAUUCUACGCCCCGUGGUGUGGCCACUGUAAAAAACUUGCACCCGAAUAUGACAUUGCUGCCACCAAGUUGAAGAGAAAUGAUCCACCAAUCAGAAUUGGAAAGGUUGAUUGUACUGAGAACACGGCAACUUGCUCUAAGUUCGGAGUGAGCGGUUAUCCAACAUUGAAAUUAUUUGCCGAUGGCAAGCUGUCCAAAGAUUACGAUGGCCCACGUCAAGCAGAUGGGAUUGUAAAGUACAUGCAGAAAGCUGCUUCACCAGCUGCAGUUCUCAUUGAAACAGCAGCAGCACACGACAAACUCCUGCAGAAAUCUAGUUCUGUAGUAGUUGUUGGUUACUUCACUGAUAAGGCUAAGGCAACUGCUUUUGAAAAUGUUGCGAAAACCCUUCGUGACGAUUACAAGUUUGCAUACACCACCAGUGAUGACGUAAUGGACGCUGCUGGUGAGAAAGACACCGUUAAGAUGUACCGACCACAAGCCAUGGCCAACAAGUUUGAAGAAUCAACCAUGGUUAUAGCAGGAGAACCAACCGUUGAUGGUUACAGAACUUUCCUCAACGAAAAUGCUCUUGGUCGUUGUGGACUUCUUACCACCGACAAUUAUGGCAAGUUCAAGAAACCACUUGUUAUUCUCGCCGGUUCAGAUGUUGAUUAUGUGAAGAAUAUUAAAGGAUCGAACUACUGGAGAAACCGUGUGGUAAAGUUUGGAAAAGAAUUCAAGGAACAACUCACUUUUGGCAUUGCUAACAAAGAUGGCAUUGUUGGUUUGUUGCCAGAAAGUGGUUUGCCUGAAGAUGUUUCACCAGUUGUCGUGAUUGUUGAUGCACAAGAUAGAAAAUAUGUGAUGCCCAAUGCUUUCAGCAAGGACAACUUUGUUGCCUUCCUUACUUCUUACACUAACGGUGAAUUGAGUCCAUUCAUCAAAUCUGAGGAACCACCAGCAGAUAAUGAUGGCCCCGUCACCGUGGUAACUGGGAAAACAUUCGAUGAAAUAGUGAUGGACGAGAGCAAAGAUGUCUUGAUUGAGUUUUAUGCUCCAUGGUGCGGACACUGCAAGUCUCUGGAACCAAAAUGGAAUGAACUUGGUGAAAAGAUGAAGGACAACAAUGACAUUGUGAUUGCUAAGAUUGACGCAACAGCCAAUGAUUCUCCAUCUCAGUUCCAAGUAUCCGGAUUUCCAACCAUAUACUUUGCUCCCAAGGGAAAUAAGCAGAAUCCAGUCAAAUAUCAAGGUGGUCGAGAGGUUGCAGACUUCAGCAAGUACUUGAAGGAAAAUGCAUCCAAGGGAAAAUCUGAAUUGUAAUCUUCAUAGCUGGUUGUAAAUAUUUGCAGUAAUAUGAAGCACUUCCGAUGUACACAGCAAACUUGUAUGAGGAAUUAGCCGUAGAAUGCUCUGAUAUUGUUUAUAAGAUGCGUUGUUCAGCCUACACACGUUUAUCAUGCAAAAAAAAUCAAAGUUUCAGAAAAAAUUUCUUGUGUUCCAAUUCUCGCAAUAAAUCCGGAAAUUGUUUAAA
This is a messenger RNA of Ciona intestinalis (vase tunicate), 1900 nucleotides long. RefSeq names its product protein disulfide-isomerase A3. Gene Ontology annotation, biological process: protein folding; response to endoplasmic reticulum stress. Gene Ontology annotation, molecular function: protein disulfide isomerase activity. Lineage: Eukaryota; Metazoa; Chordata; Ascidiacea; Phlebobranchia; Cionidae. The record is from RefSeq and is a predicted model, not a curated record. Gene Ontology annotation, cellular component: endoplasmic reticulum; cell surface.